This is a messenger RNA of Kluyveromyces lactis, 3552 nucleotides long. RefSeq names its product New1p (gene NEW1). Gene Ontology annotation, molecular function: ATP hydrolysis activity; ATP binding. Lineage: Eukaryota; Fungi; Ascomycota; Saccharomycetes; Saccharomycetales; Saccharomycetaceae. The transcript has a single exon. Bases 1 to 3552 code for a protein of 1183 amino acids. The record is from RefSeq and is a predicted model, not a curated record.
AUGCCUCCUAAGAAGUUUAAGUCUUUAGAUGAGUUUUUGGAAGAUCAGGCUCCUCCAAAGGACCAGACACCUUCGCCUUACGGUGGGUACUUUAAGAACCAAGGUGCACCAGCUCAGCAGAGAUCGUAUACUAAGAACUACAAUCAAGGGUACAAUCAGAACAAUGGUCAGAAUUAUAAUCAAAACUACAACCAAGGAUACAAUCAAGGGUAUAGCCAAGGAUAUAAUCAGAACUACAAUCAAAGUUACAACCAGGGUUACCAAGGGUACCAGGGGUACCAAGGUUAUAAAUCUAAACAACAAUCACCAAGUGUUGUCUCACCUCAAGGUUCCAACACUCCUACCCCAUCUCAGUCGACCACUUCUUUAACUUCUUUAGCUACCAAUUUGGCAAAUAUGCAGCUAUCGCCUAUCUCAGAAUAUCUCAGUGCUAUCGGAGAACAAACCAGUUUAGUUGAUGUCAAGAAACAGAUUAAAUCCAUUGUCAACGUCUUUAACGAAGACGGAAACUCUGCGAAGCAUAUUGAGGAUUGGAAAUUAGCGGAAACGAUUACUAAAUUCAUGAAGCCAAAAAAUCCCAAUUUGGUUCGUGAGGCAGGUAUGCUUUUGAUUUCAUCUUUAGCUUCGAGUUUCACUGGGAAGAAUCCACAAGAAAUUUUCUUCUUACCAUUAUUACCCGUUGCGUUGGAUGCUACCAUUGAUAAAGAAUCUACUGUCAAGCGUGCGGUGCAACAUGCCAUCGAUAGUAUAUUUGUUGCUUUCCCCAUCGAGGCACAAACAAGUGUGUUACUGCCUGAAUUAUUGAAGUACUUGACCGGAAGUGCUAAAUGGCAAUGUAAGUUGGAAGCUUUGAAAUUGGUUGACAGAAUUAGAGAAGAAUCUCCAAACGAUUUAUUAGAAUUGAGUUUCAAAUCUACGGUUCCAAUUCUAACAGAUAUGGCCACAGAUUUCAAACCAGAGUUGGCCAAGCAAGGUUAUAAGACUCUAUUGGAUUACGUCAAGAUCUUGGAUAACUUGGAUCUACAGCCCCGUUAUGACUUGAUUGUGGACACUUUGCAAGAUCCACAAAAGGUCCCAGACUGUGUUAAAUCCUUAUCCUCUGUCACGUUUGUGGCAGAAGUGACUGAACCUGCUCUAUCGUUGCUCUGCCCUAUCUUGACUAGAUCUUUGAAUUUGUCAUCAUCAUCGCAAGAACAAUUGAGACAGACUGUCAUUGUCAUUGAAAAUUUGACCCGUUUGGUCAACAACCGUAUUGAAAUUGAAGCUUUCAUCCCACAAUUGAUGCCUGGUGUUCAAAGAGUGUUGGAUACAGCUUCUUUGCCAGAAGUUAGAGAAUUAGCUGAAAAGGCUUUGAUUGUUUUGAAAGAAGAUUCUACUGAUGAUGGUAAGUUCCCAGGAAGAAUAACCCUUGAACAGGCGGAACAAUACUUUGAUCAAAUAUUGUCUAAAUUAUCUGGCCAUGAGUUGCUGCAUGAUACAACUGUCAAGAGCUAUUUGGCCAAAAUUUUACAAUCUGAUUCUAACGUCAACGAUUGGAAACGUUUGGCCGAAUUCUUCACCAUGAUCUUAGGUGAAGAUUCCGCAGAAUUUAUAGAGAAUGAUAUCGUCAACGUUAUGAGAUCUGUUUUCCAUCAAGAACGUAAAAAGACCGAUGAAGAUGAGGGUAUUGAAAUUGUCAACACUGAUUUCUCAUUGGCUUACGGUUCAAGAAUGUUGUUGAACAAAACUAACUUACGUUUGCUAAAGGGUCAUCGUUACGGUUUAUGUGGUAGAAAUGGUGCCGGUAAAUCCACUUUGAUGAGAUCUAUUGCUAAUGGCCAAUUGGAAGGUUUCCCAGAUAAGGAUACCUUGAGAACCUGUUUCGUUGAACAUAAAUUACAAGGAGAAGAAGGUGACUUGGACCUUGUUUCUUUCAUUGCUUUGGAUCCUAUUCUAAAAGAUGUCUCCAAAGAAGAUAUCUCUAACGCCUUAGAAUCCGUUGGUUUUGAUGAUUACAGAAGAUCCCAAACCGUUGGAUCGUUAUCCGGUGGUUGGAAAAUGAAGUUGGAAUUGGCAAGAGCUAUGUUGCAAAGGGCAGACGUUUUAUUGUUAGAUGAACCUACCAAUCAUUUGGAUGUUGCUAACGUGAAAUGGUUACAAGACUACUUAUUGGAACAUACUGAUAUUACUUCCUUGAUAGUUUCACAUGACUCUGGUUUCCUAGACACCGUGUGUACCGAUAUCAUUCAUUAUGAAAACAAAAAGUUGGCUUAUUACAAGGGUAAUUUGGCUGAUUUCGUUGAGCAGAAACCGGAAGCUAAAGCAUAUUACACUCUAACCAAUUCCAAUGCUCAAAUGCAUUUCCCACCUCCAGGUAUUUUAUCUGGUGUCAAAUCUAAUACCCGUGCUGUUGCUAAGAUGACGGAUGUCACAUUCACUUAUCCUGGUGCUUCGAAACCAUCUUUAUCCAAUGUUUCAUGUGCUUUAUCUUUAAGUUCUCGUGUUGCAAUUCUUGGUCCAAAUGGUGCUGGUAAGUCUACUUUAAUCAAGCUUUUAAACGGUGAAUUGCUUCCAGAUUCUGGUAAAGUUGAGAAACAUCCAAACUUAAGAAUUGGUUACAUUGCUCAACACGCUUUGCAACAUGUUAACGAGCACAAAGAAAAGACUGCCAACCAGUACUUACAAUGGCGUUACCAAUUCGGUGAUGAUCGUGAAGUUUUAUUGAAAGAAUCCAGAAAGAUCAGCAGCGAUGAAGAAAGAAAAAUGUUUGAAAAAGAAAUUGACAUUGGCGAUGGCAGAGGUAGUAGACAAGUGGAGGCCCUUGUUGGUAGACAAAAGCUAAAGAAGUCUUUCCAAUAUGAAGUCAAAUGGAAAUGGUGGUUACCUAAAUACAACUCUUGGGUCUCUAAAGAAAAAUUGUUGGAAGAGGGUUUCGACAAAUUGGUCCAGAAAUUCGAUGACCACGAAGCUUCUAGGGAAGGUUUAGGUUACCGUGAACUAACCCCAAGUGUCAUUACAAAGCAUUUUGAAGAUGUGGGUUUAGAUUCAGAAAUUGCCAACCAUACACCUUUGGGUUCUCUAUCCGGUGGUCAAUUGGUUAAAGUCGUUAUUGCUGGUGCAAUGUGGAAUAAUCCUCAUUUGUUGGUUUUAGAUGAACCUACAAAUUAUUUGGAUAGAGACUCCCUAGGUGCUCUAGCUAUGGCUAUUCGUGAGUGGACUGGUGGUGUUGUUAUGAUUUCGCAUAACAACGAAUUCGUUGGUGCACUAUGUCCAGAACAAUGGAUUGUUGAAAAUGGUACUAUGGUCCAAAAGGGUAUUGCUGAAAUUGAUCAAAGUAGAUUCGAGGAUGGUGGUAACACAAACGCUGUGGGCUUAAACGUGACCAAAACAAUUACUGAUGACGACUCUCCAGCUAAUAUCAAGGUUAGACAAAGAAAGAAGAGACUCACAAGAAAUGAGAAGAAAGCUCAAGCCGAACGUCGUAGACUACGUUACAUCGAAUGGCUAUCAUCACCAAAGGGUACACCAAAACCCGUUGAUACAGAUGAUGAAGGAGAUGAUGAUGAUGAGUAA